ACAAUUUUAACUAAAACGGCUUAAGGACCUUCAUAUGCUAACCGAUUGGAAAAAAGGCCUCCUUUCACUUUAUUCUCGGAUAAAAUAUAUUAGUGAAGAGUAUAAAUAUUUUUUUGGAAUGCAAAAAUGAAUAAUGAUUAAUUUUUGACUAAUUCAGAAAGUUAUAUUUUAAGAAUUCAGAAUGCAUCUUACGCAUCAUGGUGGGGACCCUCAAAUGGAUACGUUAAGGAAAUCAAAAGCUCAGGAGUUUGGAGAUCUUAUGCAAGCUCUGCUGGAACGAAAGGGAAAAUUUCAAAUAAUUUUAAUUAUUUUGCUCUCUUUAAAUAGUAUGCUUAUUGGCAUUAACCACACUAUAACCACAUUUCACGCCUACGUACCGAAGUUCUAUUGUCGCGAUCACAUUAAUUACACUUGCGGUUAUUUCGUCAAUGGUACUGAAUGUCCGAGUGGUUACCAUUUUGAUGAGAAUGACGACACUACUUUAGCUGUGGAGUAUAGCACAGUAUGCAGACGAGCAAUGUUGGCGCCACUUAUUAACAGUUUAUAUUUUGUUGGCGUAACAUUAGGAUCAAUAGUGUGCAGUAGCAUGAGUGAUGUUUAUGGCCGUAGAAAGCUUGUAAUUGCAUCAUUAUACGGUCAAGCUAUUAUGGCUUUAGCUCAAUACGUUUCCACUCACCUGAUGCUAUUUAUUGUAUUUCGCCUAAUGCAAGGAUUUUUCAUACAAGGCCUGCAGACCGUUUCUUAUGCAUUAAUCAUGGAAUACAGCCCCUCACGUUUUCGCACUGUUGCUGCAACUUAUUGGGAAUCCAACUGGGCCAUUGGGUUAGGUAUAUUGGGCGCAGUUGCAUACUUUGUACGCGAUUGGCGAAUGCUAACUUUAGUGUUGACACUGCCUGUUUUUCUUACGUUAUCAUAUGUCUGGUACAUACCAGAGUCAAUUGUUUGGCUUUCAACGAAAGGUCGAUGCACUGAAGCUACUAGAAUCAUUCAUAAAAUUGCGAAAUUUAAUCGGAACGAUGAAGUUGUGCAACAAUGCAAUUCUCUUAUUCUUACUGAAAAGGAUCAACCAACAGAUACGGCAUCAGGCGGUAACGACUCAAAUGUACCGCAGCAAAAAAUAACCAUUGGAGCGCUAAUGAAAAAUAAGAUUUUGCGCAAGCAUUUGUUGUCCAUGAUUUGCGUCUGGUUUAGUGUAACUUUAUCGUACUAUGGCAUUUUAUAUUUCUUACCAAAUUUGGCUGGUUCUCGCCAUCUAAAUUGGGAAUAUGGCGCUCUGAUAGAACUCUUGUCGUACAUAAUGUCUUAUUUUAUAUUUGCGGGUUUCGGCAGACGUUUACCGAUGGCUUUCUUGCAAUACUGUAAUGGAGGGCUGAUUUUGUUUAUGGCUAUUCUAUCUGCUCUGCCUGCAGGCAGCUACAGUCAAUGGUGGAUUGUAGCUACUGCGCUAACUGCCAAGGGCUUAGCUGUUUCCAGCUUUUGCGGUAUGUUUAUAUUUGGUAGUGAGCUAUUACCGACCGCUUGUCGGGGACUCGGCUUGGGGUUAUGCGGAUGCUCAGCCCGUACGGGAUCUUUGCUUGCUCCUCAAUUGAUGGCUUUGAUUGGUAUUCUCCCCACUUUUGUGCCAUUGUCCAUUAUGUCCGGAUUGUUGGUUCUGGCAGCAACAAUUACGUUAUUUUUGCCCGAGACCCUUUCGACGAUUCUGCCAAAUACCAUCGAGGAAGCUAAUCAAACAUGGGGCUCCCCGGAAAUUUAGAUACAAACAUAAUUCUAUAUUCGAAAGUUUUUUUUACGGUUUUUAUAAACCAAUCACCACAAAUUAAUUGAUAGGUGCAAUUUGGUACAAUUUUUAGAAAAUAAACCAGUAGAUAUCUUUAUUAUUGACCAAACAA
Glossina fuscipes is the source of this 1889-nucleotide messenger RNA. RefSeq names its product organic cation transporter protein-like. The coding region runs from base 182 to 1753 and encodes 523 amino acids. The record is from RefSeq and is a predicted model, not a curated record. The transcript is spliced from 8 exons. NCBI's taxonomy places the organism in Eukaryota, Metazoa, Arthropoda, Insecta, Diptera, Glossinidae. Gene Ontology annotation, biological process: transmembrane transport. Gene Ontology annotation, molecular function: transmembrane transporter activity.